UUUUAUUCUUACAGCAGUGUACCACCAUCACUCAAGAUGGACUCGAGACCUCCUAACCUGCUGCUGCUGCUGCUUCUCACCAGCCUCCUCCACUUCUCACAGUGUGCCACAGAACAGUCGUCUUACAUUAUAGAUUCCGUUGGCCUGACAAUCCUGCCCAGCAGCACAGUUCAGAGUGGGACACCGGUGACCGUACGCUGCCAGGUCAGCGUCAGUCAUGACAGCAUCCCAAACCUGACACAUACUUUCCAUCUUACACGGGACGACUAUUCCAUCCACUACUCUACCACCACAGAAGACUCAAUCGUAUAUGAACUCAGCCCAGCCAGGGCAGCCGACUCUGGAAAUUACGAAUGUCGGGUCACAGUCAAAGACAAGAGCAAAACCAGCCUCAACCGAAAACUCGAUGUCACAGGCCUGCAGACCCCCAUUUUGUAUCUGAAUAAGACUACAUUCUAUGAGGGUGACGAAUUCAUAGCCACUUGCAGUGCUCCAGAGGAGAAAGGAUCCCUAGUGUUCCGUUUUUUCAAGAGAUUUAGAUACGAAGAGCCUCAGAAGAUGAAGCAGGUAGCACCCACUGGGAACUCAUCGGAGACCACGCUGGUCCUGAAACAGGUUGGAGAUUAUUUCCUGUACUGCGACUAUGAGAUCAAUAUGGUUCAUGGGACCAGACGCUCCAACUACAGCAACGAGAUUCGAGUGAUAGUCAGAGGACUCUACAUUUCCCCGGUCAUGAAUGUGCUGCCCUCUUCUCAUGUCUUUGAGGGUGACAUAAUGGAGGUGGUCUGUAAAGUGGUGAGUUCACUGAAGAACGUUGAAGUAUUCUUGACAAGGGAAAGGAGGAUCCUCAAGAAAGCUCCAGUCAGCCUCAGUCAUCGAUUCAGAGCAGAAGAAGGCGACUCUGGGGAGCUCACGUGCAAGGCAGAGUUGGGCAAUGUGCAGAAAGAAACCUAUGAAAUAAUCAAAGUCAAAGAGCUGUUUUCAAAGCCACGCCUGACUGUGCAGCCUGUAGACAUAUAUGAGGGAGACAGCUUCAAACUGACCUGCUCUGUCUCUUUUUAUGUUCCUGAGAGGAUCAGCAAUAGAACCAUGCAGUUCUCCAUCUACAAAGAUAACGUCAGCGUCACCUCUUCAAAGACAUAUAUUGCCAUGGCACACCCAAAUACAACUGGCAACUACACGUGUAAAUUCCAGGUUGCCUCUCUUGAACACACUCUCGUAAAAGAAAGCCAAAACCUUGUUGUUAAAGCUAAGGUUCUUGUUUCAAAACCCGUGCUGAGUGUUGUUGGCGGUACGCUUGUGUUGGGGAAGCGCUUCCAGCUGCUCUGUCACAGUGACAAUGGCACUCUGCCCAUCACGUACACUUUGGAUGGCCCUGGCGGGCUGAAUGGGCAAAGGGUGGUGCGCAAGGUGGGAGAACAAGCCAUCUUUGACUCCUCAGCCAUCUUUAACAGCCUCGAAUUAAAUAACUUCAAUUGCCACGCGCAAAACAAGCCAAACAACUCUCCCAUGGCAGGAACAGUGCAUCAGCUGUUCCAUUCAACCAACGUAAUAGAGCCUGUGUCAAAACUAGUGUUGACCAUACUCCCCAGCAUGGGGGACGUCUCUGAGGGGCAGGAUGUGACUCUCACCUGCUCUGUUGAGAGAGGCACUCUUCCCAUCACCUUCACCUGGUAUCAUGCUGAGACAGGGAUUAAGAUUUCUUCUAAGGUCUCCAAGAAACUGAAAGAAUCCCACUUCAUACACAAUAUCAAUGGAAAGCAUAAAGGGGGAUACUACUGUGUGAGCACCAACCCGGCCAAUGAAACUAAGCAGAGUCACACUGUCAUGAUUAAAGUGAAUUUGGCUGUCUGGAAGAAAGGUCUUAUUGCAGUCUUCUGCAUCCUGCUCAUACUGGCUUUUAGCUUUGUUAUCGCCUUUAAAACACGUCUCCUUCAAUUUAAGAGGAAAAGAACAGGCGAGCUGUCAGUGAAGUCAGCCAGCACCAAAGUAGAGCGGCUGAGCCUCACCCAGGCAGAGGUCAAUGAGGCUGCAAACGUCACACCAGGCAUGAUAGGAAAGAGUGUUUGGAGUGAACAUGUAUCAGGUUCUGAGUCAGAUGACCAGAGUAGUGUGAAUGCUAUAGAACCUCAAUACACAGAGGUCAAGACCAGACCGGCAGAUCCCAACAAAGCUCCUGUGAAGAAGGGCACAGACACAGUGUACGGCGAAGUGAGGAACUCCAAGCAAGGUGUUCCAGAGCAGGCUGAUGGUAGAGACCUCUCACGGACAGACACAGUGCAAUAAAUGGAAGCCCUGUGGAGUCAGGUUUUAUUGUUUGUAAACAGGUAACUGAAAGUAUUAUAUUCUUAGUUAUGUAGAACCCACUGUAAUGCCUUAUUUUACUGCUUCAUGAAUUUGUGAUAGUUUACUAAUAAUUACAGAGGAAAUGUCCCGAAAAGAAUCGUUUAAUUUGGCGCUAAUUGUGUUCAUGUUCAUUAUAGUGGAUACAUUUUCACACUCAGAAUUUGGACACACAAAUUUAGAUUUUUUUUUUUUUUAUUACAAAAAGCCUACAUCACAAACUGUAUUUGAAAGAUGUGGACAUUUAGCAGUUGGGAGGGUCAUAUGAAAGAAACUACCCACUAUUCAGCUAUUAUGGGAAAUGUAGUGUUUUGCUUUUGAUAUAUAUACUAUGGACUAAAAGUCAGAAUAUAUUAGGCUUUGCUGCUUUAAUUUUGAUCAUUUGUAAGUCCCUCAAUUUUAGGAAAGUUCAAUACUAGGCGCUGUUGUUCUGGAGACUUCUCGUCAGCUCAUAGCAGAUUAGCUGAACAUGCAAAAACGUGCAAUUUGCUUACAGGCAAGCAUACCAUUCAACAUAUGUGAGGACUAAUGUUUACAAUAAUAAAUGAAUGAUUAAUACAUUUUUACUUCAAUUUAAAUGGAGCAUUUCUUUCAAGGAAAUUUCUCUGGAAAUUAACAAAUGCUUUUACCGAAACCAACUGAAGUUAGAGCUUUAGAACUUUGUAUUUUUUUCCCUAUAAUUUCCUCAUAAUUUGUUCCAAAUUAUGUAGUUCUUUCCAGUAAACCUUCAGUUUACUUUCAGCAAACCUUCAAGAAAUGAUUAGGAACACUCUGAAACUGUAACUGUUCUUGUUGAUCACUCUGUUCAAGAUGAAUGAGUGGACAUCAUGUUAUCAAUCACAGAUAGCUCGUUAUAAGCAGUCAGUCUGUGUCAUGUAAAAAUUUUGUAACCAGUAUCAGUUUCAGUUAUCCAGCUCAAAUUAGAGCCAUUUUCUUUCUUCAUAUUAGCCUCGUGUUUCAUUUUUUUGUAC
Messenger RNA from Xiphias gladius (swordfish), 3314 nucleotides. RefSeq names its product platelet/endothelial cell adhesion molecule 1 (gene pecam1). Lineage: Eukaryota; Metazoa; Chordata; Actinopteri; Istiophoriformes; Xiphiidae. The record is from RefSeq and is a predicted model, not a curated record. The transcript is spliced from 15 exons. Bases 37 to 2286 code for a protein of 749 amino acids. Gene Ontology annotation, molecular function: transmembrane signaling receptor activity. Gene Ontology annotation, biological process: cell surface receptor signaling pathway.